UUCCUUUUGUGUAGGGCUGGUCCGCUGUAUACAUGGAUAUGCGGCCCCUAAUUGUUAUUUGAUUUACACAGGUACGAGAGAAAAAGAAAGAAAGCAUUUUCUCUCCCCAUUAGCACUUCUGCUUCAAAAGCCAUGAACCCGGGCUGAGUUUGGCAGCGAGUGCAUGGGGAGAGCGGCUACAUCGCAGCGGACGUGCCUGGGGAUCUGGAUGCGGUUACACAGCGAAGUGUAAACAGAGAAGUGGCACAAACUGGGAGACAAUACAGGGUCAAGAGAAUGCUAAAUGGAGCAAAGUACAGCGAUAUCCUCCAUGAAAACCUGCUCUAGAGUGCUCUGGACAUGGGAUUUGGCCAAAGGUUCACGCUCCAACAGGAUGCUGAUCAUAAGCACAAAGCAAAGAUUGCAUAGGAGUGGUUAAGGAACAAUUCCGGGAAUGUCCUUGAGUGGCCCAACCAAAGCUCAGGCUUGAACCCAUCGAUGGCCUUCAUUAUAAAUGACAAGGCUUGAGAGGAUCUACAAAAAGUAUGGCAGAAAAUCCACAAAUCCAGUGUUAACAUAUAUAAAUAACAGGACACACCUAAGAUGGGUGAAAAGAAACCAGAGCCUUUGGAUUUUGUGAAGGACUUUCAAGAGUAUCUCACACAGCAAACACAGCACGUCAACAUGAUAUCUGGCUCUGUUGGAGGAGAAAAAGAGGCAGAAGCUCUUCAGGGAGCUGGGACAGACAAUGAUCAGAAUGGACUGGAUCAUCCUUCAGUAGAAGUAUCUCUAGAGGAUAGCUCUGGGAUGUUGGUAGAUGGAUUUGAGAGAACAUAUGAUGGGAAACUUAAAUGCCGUUACUGUAAUUAUGCCAGCAAAGGAACAGCACGCCUUAUUGAGCACAUCAGAAUUCAUACAGGUGAAAAGCCUCACCGUUGUCACUUGUGUCCAUUUGCCUCAGCCUAUGAGCGCCACCUAGAAGCACACAUGCGUUCACACACUGGAGAGAAACCAUACAAAUGUGAACUUUGCUCCUUCCGUUGCAGUGACCGUAGCAAUCUUUCCCAUCAUCGGAGACGUCGACACAAGAUGCUUCCCAUCAAGGGUACCCGAUCUGCUAUUGCUAAUAAGAAGAUGCUCAGUGUCCUUCAAAAAAAAUCUAGCAACCUUGCCUAUAGUCGUCGUCUCCUCAUCAAUUUUAGUCCACCAUCAAUGGUGGUUCAGAAACCAGACUACCUGAAUGAUUUUUCUCAUGAGCUGCCAAGUCUUCAGGCAGAAGCCUAUGAAAGCAUUGCAAAAACUCAAGUCAGUGGUGGUAGUGGUACUUCCAGCAUCUCCAGGGAUCCUCAGGAUUUAAUGGUAGAAAAUCCUUUAAAUCAGCUUUCCACUUUGGCAGGCCAGCUGUCCAGCCUGCCUCCAGAGAGUCACACCCCAGUUUCUCCAGAUGUUGUUGCCUGUCGUGAUGAGAAGCCAUUCCUAAUUCAGCAAUCAUCAGCUCCUCCAGUAACAUCUGGUGUGUCUACCAGUGCAGCUCAAAGUAGCUCUCCAACAAGCCCUGAUCCAAGGCCUCUUCCCCACAAUCAGAGGAACUAUAGUCCUGUUGCAGGGCCAAGCAGUGAGCACAGUGCUCAGACUAGCACUCCUAGUAUUAGUAACAGCCAACCAAGCACCCCGACACCAGCCUUACCAGUACAAGACCCACAGCUACUUCAUCACUGCCAGCACUGUGAUACCUAUUUUGCAGAUAACAUACUCUAUACUAUCCAUAUGGGCUGCCAUGGAUAUGAGAACCCAUUUCAGUGCAACAUAUGUGGAUGCAAAUGCAAAAACAAGUAUGAUUUUGCUUGUCAUUUUGCAAGGGGUCAGCAUAAACAACAGUGACUGCAAAUGAGAAUACAAUAACAGUAAACUUUGUUCAUUUAGAACUUAUUCAUCUUUUAUUUCCCUAUUGGGGAAUUUCACACAACUUUCCAGAUUUAAACCUGGAAAACGUUUCCUUCACUGUUUGGGAGAAGCAAUGUUUGUGAGUGCUAAAUGAUUUUUUUUUUAAUUGAUAUGAAUAGGGAAUAAUACUGAGAUCAUGAUUGUUUCUUGAUCAAUUCAGUUUCAGUAAAGAGAAGUGGUCACUUUACAAUUUCUGCAAAAAAUCAGCAGUUAAAAUUGCACUAUUUUAUGUCCAGUCAUUAGGAGAAUAGUUUCAUCUACAAUACAAAAAUGACACUAGAGUGAUGUUAUAUCAUUUUAGCAUACUCAAAAGGCAUGCAGAAUCAUAUCAAGCAGGGCAGAUGUCAGUAUACUAUAUUAGCUCUCAUUAUGUCAACUGUUCUUAAGUUGUGUGUCUAUGUCUGUAUAAGUUCACAUACCCUAGCAGAAUUUGUAAGAUACGUACCAUACUUUAAAGAAAAGAUGACUGAUUGGGCAAAACACAUUUCAUUUACUGUUAAUGCAAUCCAAAUUAAAUUAUAAGGCAUCACAGAAUAGUAAUAAGGAAAAUAAUGAGAUGGUCCCCAUUCAAAAGUUUACAUACCCUACGUUCUUAAUACUGUGUAUUGCCCCCUUUAGCAUCAGUGAUGGCAUGCAGUCUUUUGUGAUAGCUGUGAAUGAUGAUUUUCUCAGAUGAUAGAGCUGCUUUUUUUUUUUUUGCCGAAAAGCCACCAGGUCCCAAAAAUUCUUCUUCAGUUCUUUUGAAUGAACUGUAUAUUUGGGAUCUCCCCAAAGUGGCUCAGUGAUAUUGAGGUCAGGAGGUUGUGGUGGCCACUCCAGCACCUUCACUGUUUUCUGUUGUAAACACUGAAGGGUUGACUUGGCCAUGUGUUUUGUAUCAUUGUCUUGCUGGAAGAACCAAGUGCAUCCCAUGUGCAGAUUCCGGACUGAUGAAUGAAAGUUGUCCUCCAAUAUUUUCCAGUGCGAGAUUCAUCUUGCCAUCAAUUUUCACAAAGUUACCUGUGACGCUAUAGCUCACACACCACCAGGACACCGGAGAUCCACCUCCAUGCUUUACAGUUGGGAUGGUGUACUUUUUGUCAUGGGUUUUGAGCUUAUGGCUAAGGCCAUAAAGUUUGAUUUUUGGUGUCAUCACUCCAAAGGACUUUGUUCCAGACGUUUGGAGGCUUGUCUAGAUGCUGUUUGGCAUAUUGUAGUAGGCUGUUUUGUGGUGUUGGCACAGUAAAGACUUUUUUCUUGCAACUCAACUGUGUAGCCCAUUUUUGUUCAAGUACCGGAUUAUUAUGCAUCUUGAAACAGCAACAGCACUUGUUUACAGCUGAAGUGGCUUGUGGGUUUUUCUUAGCAUCUCGACGAAUGAUCCUGGCAGUUGUGGCUGAAAUCUUGGUUGGCCCACCUGACCAAGGCUUGAUAACAACAGAACUUUUUUUAUCAGAGUUUGAACACUACUGACAAGGCAUUUUCAGAUCUCUGGAUAUCUUUUUAUAUCCUUUUCCUGAUUUAUACAAUUCAAAAAUGUUUUCUCACAGGUCCUGUUAACAGUUCUUUUUGUUUCCCCAUGAAUCAAUAUCCAGCAAAGUCAGUGCAGCCGUUAAUUAAUUUAAAUUGACUAUUUAUAUACAGUGAUCCCUCGCUAUAUC
Messenger RNA from Polypterus senegalus (gray bichir), 3563 nucleotides. It is a transcript of the gene ikzf5, whose product is annotated as IKAROS family zinc finger 5. The transcript has 5 exons. The record is from RefSeq and is a predicted model, not a curated record. Gene Ontology annotation, biological process: regulation of transcription by RNA polymerase II. NCBI's taxonomy places the organism in Eukaryota, Metazoa, Chordata, Cladistia, Polypteriformes, Polypteridae. The coding region runs from base 583 to 1860 and encodes 425 amino acids. Gene Ontology annotation, molecular function: DNA-binding transcription factor activity; RNA polymerase II cis-regulatory region sequence-specific DNA binding.